This is a messenger RNA of Myotis lucifugus (little brown bat), 1511 nucleotides long. RefSeq names its product cysteine and histidine-rich protein 1. Gene Ontology annotation, molecular function: zinc ion binding. NCBI's taxonomy places the organism in Eukaryota, Metazoa, Chordata, Mammalia, Chiroptera, Vespertilionidae. The record is from RefSeq and is a predicted model, not a curated record. The transcript is spliced from 4 exons. The annotation marks the transcript as partial. Gene Ontology annotation, cellular component: nucleus.
UGCACCGUCUGCCUGGACCUGCCCAAGGCCUCCGUGUACCAGUGUACUAACGGUCACUUGAUGUGCGCUGGCUGUUUUAUCCACCUACUAGCAGAUGCCCGGCUGAAGGAGGAGCAGGCCACAUGCCCCAACUGUCGUUGUGAGAUCAGUAAGAGCCUCUGCUGCCGCAACCUGGCUGUGGAGAAAGCCGUGAGCGAGCUGCCCUCCGAGUGUGGCUUCUGCCUGCGCCAGUUUCCCCGCUCUCUCCUGGAGAGGCACCAGAAGGAGGAGUGCCAAGACAGGGUGACCCAGUGCAAGUACAAGCGAAUUGGCUGCCCGUGGCACGGCCCCUUCCAUGAGCUGACUGUGCACGAGGCUGCCUGUGCCCACCCCACCAAGACGGGCAACGAGCUGAUGGAGAUCCUGGACGAGAUGGACCAGAGCCACCGCAAGGAGAUGCAGCUCUACAACAGCAUCUUUAGCCUGCUGAGCUUCGAGAAGAUCGGCUACACAGAGGUCCAGUUCCGGCCGUACCGCACGGACGACUUCAUCACGCGCCUAUACUACGAGACACCGCGGUUCACGGUGCUGAACCAGACGUGGGUCCUGAAGGCGCGAGUGAACGACUCAGAGCGCAACCCCAACCUGUCGUGCAAGCGCACGCUGUCCUUCCAGCUGCUCCUCAAGAGCAAGGUCACAGCUCCCCUGGAGUGCUCCUUCCUGCUGCUCAAGGGCCCCUAUGACGACGUGAAGAUCAGCCCUGUCAUCUACCACUUUGUCUUCACCAAUGAAAGCAACGAGACGGACUACGUGCCACUGCCCAUCGUGGACUCCGUGGAGUGCAACAAGCUGCUGGCCGCCAAAAACAUCAACCUGCGGCUCUUCCUCUUCCAGAUCCAGAAGUAGGCGCCGCUGCGCUGCCCACACCUGCCUGGCUGCGGCUUUGCAGUGCUGUCUGACCAUUUCAGCAGAGGAGGAACAGACGUGAACACGGGAAAGUCUGCAUGCGUGUGCGAAGGUGUGAGCGCUCACCACCUGGCCCUCCACCUGCCUCCCUGUCCAGGGCAUGGAGGCUGGUUCAGGGACACCGCAAGGCGAGCUCAGCAGACUUGCCGGCCUCUGCCACUCGGCGAAGCGCCCCACCUGCCCUGGGCCGCACACAGCUCCUGGGCCGGGCUCGGGCGCUGGCUUCAGACAGCAUAUCUGAUUGCAAUUAAAAAGGCACCUUGUUUCCUACUUUCUGUUUUGUUCAAGGGUAAGGUGUGGCUGUGAUUGGACAGUGGGGAAACUAGUGGGCCUGGGGGUCAGAGCCACUCAUCCCUCAGUGUGCCCCUAGGAGACACGGAGAUGCUGCUUCCUCCACCAUGGGCCUCAGCAGGGGAGUGGACAGGGGCAGGGGUCUCAUAGCAGCCUCAGCGCACCCCCCAGCCACUCCAGGGAGGAGGACUUGGCCACCUGGGCUCAGCGGAUGUUUCGGAAUGCAGGGUGAAAUUCUGUCUCUUCCCAGGAAAUAAAUGAAAUUCUUUAUAGGC